AAUUAUCAUAAUCACUAUAACUAUGAUGGACGGGGAGAGUGCGUGCAGUUGCGUGCAGGAAACACCAUUUUUCAAGAACGUUUCGUUUCGUUUCGUCUCGCCGGCAGGGACGAUGGAAGGUUAUCUAGUGUGGAACCCGAGAUGUCAGAUGCCGUCAAAGGAGCCGAUCGACCCGUCGAUACGCUCGUACGUGAAGAAGGAAAAGUUCGAGAAGUGCGGCACCGAGCCGUCGUUCACCGCCCUCUCUCGGCGAGAGAACGGCACGCUGGUGCUGACGGUGGAUCCUGUGGCGGCGGUUCGCCACCCCGGCCUCCGAUGCUGCUGGGCGCCGGUGUACAGGGCCGAGAAACAGCCGUUGAAGCCGACCAAGGACAACAACGUGGACUCGUCGAUCGUGGUGAAACGAUGCGAGAGCUUCGUGGGUGAGGCGACGUUGCCCGACGACGAGGCGCAAGCGGCGAUGGUCAGCUGCACCAGCGCAGAGUCCGACGACGGCCAUCAUCUGCCGGGUAAACGACGAGCGCGAAGAGGCAAGCCCAUCUACGAGAACGUCCACGCGAUCCCCAAUCCCGACAAGGUUCGCGAUCGGAUGCUACGAACGGCCACCUUCAACGCCUCCACCGUUUUCAACAACUCCACCUCCGGCUCCAGCAACGCGUCUACUCUUUCCAGAAAGUUGAGCGUCCUGAUGCUCGGCAUCGACAGCGUCAGCCGAUUGAACUUUAUGCGCAGCGCGCCGCUCACCGACCGAUACCUGCGCGAGACCGGCUGGAUUCGGUUCGACGGGUACAACAAGAUGGGCGACAACACGUUCCCAAAUCUGAUGGCGAUACUCACCGGGCAGAAUCAAACGCAGGCGUACACGCUCUGCAAGCCGACGGUCCCGCAGAUGCUCGACCGUUGCCCGUUCCUCUGGCGAAACUUUCGCGACGCCGGCUACGCGACCGCCUACGGCGAGGACGAGACGACACUCAAUACGUUCAACUAUUUGAAACUAGGCUUCGUCCAGCCGCCCACCGACUAUUACCUCAGGCCGUACAUGCUCGCCUGCGAGAAGCUGCUCAAAGUGAAAAAGAGGUACAGAUUCAGGCUCAAGUACUGCACCGGGCCGGAGACCAGCUUCGACCGAAUCCUCGACUACGGCGUGGAGUUUGCGCGGGCGUUCCUCGGCCUGCCGUACUUCGGCCUCUUCUGGACCAUCAGCGUGAGCCACGAGAACGCGAACGGCCUCUCGUCGAUGGACAGUCGGCUGCUGGACAAGCUGCAGCGACUGGAACGCGAGGGUGUGCUGAACGACACGAUGGUGGUGCUGCUGAGCGACCACGGGAUGCGCUGGGGCCCGAUCAGGAACGCGUUCGUCGGAUGGUACGAGGAGAGGCUUCCGUUCCUCUACUUCUGGCUGCCGGAUUGGUUCCGGGCGGAGCGGCCGGACGCUUACUCGUCGCUACGGGCGAACCGUCGCCGACUCACCUCGCCGUUCGACCUCUACGAGACGCUGAGGCAAGUGCUCGCGUUAUCGGGCGGCCUGGCCGACCCGUCGCCCGGCUGCCCCGGCUGUCGCAGCCUCCUCGACGGCCCGGUGCCACUCGAGAGAGGCUGCGCCGACGUCGGCGUCUCCUCGCACUGGUGCGCCUGCACCGCCUUCCGCCCGGCCGAUCCGCGCGACCCUCGCGUCCAGAAGGGCGCCCGCGUCUUUCUCCAGCACGUCGACGACCUCCUGCAAACGGCCGGCUAUCGGGACAAGAAGGGCCGACGGCUGUGCGCCAAGCUUCGCUUGAAGAAGCUCCACCGCGUCGAGCGCGUCGUCCACUUUGAUAACACGGCGGCCAGCGGCGGCCACUACGUCGACUACUUUUACAUGAUCCAGGUGACACCCGGCGACGGCAGGUUCGAGGUGACGGUACGACGACACGCGAACGGGACCUACGACGUGUCCGACCACGAGAUCAGCAGGCUCGACGCAUACGCCUCCACCGCCGAGUGUCUCGAUCGCGGGAUCAAGCAGUACUGCCACUGCCUCAAGUGAAGCUCUCCGAAACUCUUUCACUUUCUCUCUCUUCCGAGGAGGGAAGGAGCGAAGGAAUCGCACUUGGCAGACUGCCAACUCCAACCAAUUCAAUCUACUAAUUCGUCGCUGGCAACCUAUUGACCCUGAACGCCAAUGACCGAACGUAACUCGCCGCGCGACAACGCCAACCGAGUGUGGUACAGGGUGUCCGAAAAAGGUUGGGACCAAGCUUGGACCACGUGUGUCACCGAGGUCGAGCAGAGAUGGAAAAAAGUCCUGGGGAUGCUUUGUCGAGAAGACGCGAGCCUUCAAUGAUAUUUAUCAUUUGUCGCGACAGUUGUGUAAGAAAUGUUUGAAAAUUCCUCCAUCGGCAUGAACGCAGGCUGC
This is a messenger RNA of Frieseomelitta varia, 2395 nucleotides long. RefSeq lists its product as uncharacterized. The transcript is spliced from 3 exons. The record is from RefSeq and is a predicted model, not a curated record. NCBI's taxonomy places the organism in Eukaryota, Metazoa, Arthropoda, Insecta, Hymenoptera, Apidae. Bases 23 to 2026 code for a protein of 667 amino acids.